AUGAUGCAUCUAGGACUUUCAGUCACCUACGCCCUGGCGUUGGUGACCGGUGCUUUGGCCGUCCCAUCGCAACAACUAGACACUCGCCAGCAAGCGCCCAAGUCGACAGUCAUCACCACCCACAAUGAGCCAUGGGCGUUCGCCUUCUUGCCCGACAACCGCGUCAUCGUCAAUGAGAGACGAGGCAACAUGAAACUCGUCAACCCGGAUACCAAGGCCACCGGCACCAUCACCGGCGUACCCUCCGUCGCAUACGGCGGCCAGGGCGGCUUGCACGACAUCGCCUUGCACCCCAACUACGCUAACAACAGUAUCGUGUACAUUAGCUACGCAGAGGCCGGCAGCGGAGGGGCUGCCGGCGGUGCCGGCGGCGCAGUCGCCCGGGCCAAGCUGACGCUCGACUCCAAUGGCGGCGGCGCGCUGUCGGGCCUCGAGGUCAUCUGGCGUCACUCGCAGAGGGCCAUCGGCGGGCUGCAGUUCGCCUGCCGCCUGCUCUUCGGCUCAGACGGCGCGCUGUGGAUCGCCUCGGGUGAGAUCAACCAGAUGACCCCGGCCCAGGACAUGACGGCCAACCUGGGCAAGAUGAUCAAGCUGUACGACAACGGCACCUCCUUCGCGGGCAACCCGUUCGCCAGCCAGGGCGCCGUGCAGUCGCAGAUCUGGUCCCUGGGCCACCGCAACCCGCUCGGCAUCGACUGGGACGCCCAGGGGCGCCUCUGGGAGGUCGAGAUGGGCCCCAUGGGCGGCGACGAGCUCAACCUGAUCCAGUCGGGCGCCAACUACGGCUGGCCGCUCGUCUCCGAGGGCCAGCACUACGACGGCCGUCAGAUCCCCAAGCACAGCACGCGCCCCGACAUCGCGGCGCCCAAGGCCUUCUGGGUCCCCGUCAUCUCCCCGGCCGGCCUGAUCAUCUACAAGGGCAGCCUGUUCUCCAGCUGGACGGGCAACGCGCUCAUCACCGGCCUCAGCGCUCAGGGGAUCGUGCGUGUGACCAUCAGUGGCGACACCGCUAAGGAGGCUCAGCGCAUCUCGAUGGGCAAGCGCAUGCGCGGUAUCCGGGAGCACAAGGAUGGCUCCAUCUGGGUCAUUGAGGAUGGUACCAGCGGCCGGCUCUUGAAGCUCACCCCUAACUAA
Molecule: messenger RNA, 1134 nt
Organism: Diaporthe batatas
Lineage: Eukaryota; Fungi; Ascomycota; Sordariomycetes; Diaporthales; Diaporthaceae
Exons: 1
Coding region: 1-1134 (377 amino acids)
Source: RefSeq, a predicted model, not a curated record